Alligator sinensis (Chinese alligator) is the source of this 5628-nucleotide messenger RNA. RefSeq names its product protein arginine methyltransferase 7 (gene PRMT7). Gene Ontology annotation, molecular function: protein-arginine omega-N monomethyltransferase activity. Bases 225 to 2297 code for a protein of 690 amino acids. Lineage: Eukaryota; Metazoa; Chordata; Crocodylia; Alligatoridae. Gene Ontology annotation, biological process: peptidyl-arginine methylation. The record is from RefSeq and is a predicted model, not a curated record. The transcript has 18 exons.
GGAGUGGCAGGGGGGGGCCGCGCGGGAGCAGCUGGUGCGGCUCUAACGCAGGCUCCCGCCGGCCAGCCUCGCUGUUCGUUUCUCCGUCACCCCCGCCCCUCGGGGAGGCCGGACACAGAUAACCCUUCUAGACCGAGGUUUUUGACCAUCAGGUAAAAAUCAUACUCAAAGGCAAAUCAACAACCCUGUAUCCAAUACAUAGAUAUUAUAAGUUGGGAUCCAUUAUGAAGAUCUUCUGUGGAAGGGCCAAUCCAACAACAGGUGCAAUGGAGUGGUUAGAGGAAGAUGAGGAUUAUGACUAUCAUCAGGAAAUUGCAAGAUCACGCUAUGCAGACAUGCUGCAUGACAAAGACAGAAAUGUGAAGUAUUACCAGGGUAUCUCUGCUGCAGUGAGACGAGUGAAAGAAAGGGGCGAGAGAGCAAUUGUUUUAGACAUUGGGACUGGCACAGGACUCCUGUCUAUGAUGGCAGUUUCAGCAGGUGCAGACUUCUGCUAUGCUAUUGAGGUUUUUAAGCCUAUGGCUAAUGCUGCUGUGAAGAUAGUGGAGAAAAAUGGCUUUAGUGAGAAGAUCAAAGUUAUUAAUAAGCACUCCACUGAAGUCACAGUUGGACCAGAUGGAGACAUGCGGUGUCGUGCAAAUAUCCUCAUAACAGAGCUUUUUGACACAGAGUUGAUUGGAGAAGGAGCUUUACCAAGUUAUGAACAUGCCCACAAAUAUCUUGUACAGGAAGGAUGUGAGGCAGUGCCUCACAGGGCAACAGUAUAUGCUCAGUUAGUGGAAUCCAAAAGAAUGUGGUCCUGGAACAAGUUGUUUCCUGUUCACAUCCAAGCAGAGGAUGACAAGAAAAUUAUUGUCUCCCCUUCAGAAAUGGAGAACUGUCCUGGUGUUUCCUCUGUCUAUGAUAUCCAACUGAACCAGAUGCCUUGGAACGACUUCACUAUUCUCAGUGAUGUUGUAACAAUGUUCAGUGUGGAUUUCAGUAAACAAGUAAGCAGUGCGUCUGCUUAUCAUAGAGUGGUGUUGCAGCCUGUAAAGUCUGGCAUGGCACAGGUGAUCUUCUCUUGGUGGGAUAUUGACAUGGAUCCCUCUGGCACAAUAAAAUGUACAAUGGCACCAUACUGGGCACAACCCACUUCUCUUGAUAUCCAAUGGAGAGACCACUGGAUGCAGUGUGUAUAUUUUCUUCCAAAUGAAAAACCACUUCUUCAGGGUGAGAUUGUGUAUUUAACUGCCUGUCGUGAUGAGUAUUCUGUGUGGUACAAGCUUCAAAAAGCAAGAGAUAAAGAAGAUAAAACAGAUGCCCAUGUUGCAAGUCCUGUUUGUAGAUGUCAGGCUCACCUGCUAUGGAAUAGGCCACGUUUUGGAGAACUAAAUGAUCAGAACCGAACAAAUGAAUAUAUCAAGGCUUUGAAGAAAGUUCUGAAAACAGAUAGUGUUUGUCUCUGCAUCAGUGAUGGCAGUCUGCUUCCUGUGCUGGCUCACUAUCUUGGAGCACAGCAGGUGUUUACAUUGGAGAACUCUGCAGUAUCUCACUCUGUCAUGGAGAAAAUUUUUAAAGCCAAUCAUCUAGAAGAUAAAAUUAAAAUAAUAGAGAAACGUCCAGAGUUGCUGACCCCUUCUGAUUUAGAAAAUAAGAAGGUCUCUGUUGUUAUUGGAGAACCUUUUUUCACUACAAGCUUACUACCUUGGCACAACUUGCAUUUUUGGUAUGCCAGAACAGCAGCGGCUAAUCAACUCGUCAGAAACAUCACUGUCCUGCCACAGUCUGCUUCCCUGCACAUGAUGGUUGUAGAGUUUAAGGACUUGUGGAGAAUCCGAAGUCCAUGUCGUACUUGUGAAGGGUUUGAUGUUCACAUUAUGGAUGAUAUGAUUGGGAAUUCUCUGAAUUUUCGAGAGUCCAAGGAGGCAGAGCCUCACCCACUGUGGGAAUACCCUUGCAAGUCACUAUCAGAUCCCCAGCAGGUCAUGACAUUUGAUUUCAGACAGACUGUACCACAGCACCGUCUCAGCACAGAGGGUUCCAUGAAGCUGUUACGGACUGGAAAAAGCCAUGGAGCCAUUCUGUGGAUGGUGUAUCAUCUGACUGCUGACAUCUCAAUUAACACAGGACUUGUGCAGAUUUCAAAUGAAAAGGGCAACUGCCAAUGGAAUCCCCACUGCAAGCAAGCUGUUUAUUUCUUCAGUUCUGUAAUUGAAUCGGAAGCUGUGGCUGACCCUUCUAGUGCUAUUGCAUACUCUUUAAGUUUUGACCCAAAGACGGGCAAGAUUGCCAUGGAUUUUAAGCUAUUGCCAUAAACAUUCUGCUUUUACUUAUAAUAUUUUUUCUAAAUUAUAGUAAAUACAUUGAAACAUGGCUACACAGCAUUUUUGUUUGAUAAGGUUUUUUACUGUGAUUACUGGUUUACACUGUUAUCUGCCUCAAAUCUCUGUCUUACCCUGCACUCCCAAAGUACAUAUCUUGAUAAGGGAAGAGAACACUUGCUAUUUUGCCAUAUGGAAUAAUUUUGAUGGGCACAUAUAUAUGUGUCAUUCUUUGCUAUAGCGUGAGAACUGGCAUACCUGUCGGAGAUCAGAGCAGCGGCCGGUCAGCUGCUUACUGACUCCCACCCGGAGCCGUAAAACUGUCGCCUCAACAGGCGGGUAGUGAUGGAUGGGGUGGAAUUAACCAGGCACAGACGCGUGUUGGUUACAGGAAUUAGUUUACUUAUGUCGCUCAGAUAGUGAUGCGUGACGCAGGCUGAGCCUUUGUUCCGUUGCAGUUUUUCCAGUUAUAGCGAUUAUAAUCAAGCGUAUGGUCUCAGGUUACAGCUAACGAUACAACGAUUACGAUCAAGCGUACAGUUUCGGGUUACAGCUAACGAUGACGGACGUGGUGCAUGGAACGAGCUAUCGUGUGUGCAGGGCUUUGAUACGUCAAUAUUGCGCUGACGGGAAGCUAUUGACAGCUGAUCAGACUGUCAAUUUACUCUGAUCAUGAUCUUAGGUUUCUCCUUAGAGAUUCCCACAGAGGUCUCCGACUUAGGCAGAAGUUGUUAAACUAUUUAUAGACAGAGGUGUCUCUCAGAGAUAUCCAAUGAUGAACUGCUAAAUGGAAUCUUUAAUUAUUUGGCAAGCAGCAGUUCUUUGUGCUCUCAGGUUGCUAUCAGGUUACAAGGUAGUGGGUCAGGUUUCCUGUCCAAUACGUGAGAGGGGUCUGAGCUUGCUUCUUGACCAAUUGCAGGGAUUUAUGACAGGGCUAUCCCCUUUUACUCUGACCAAUCAUAAAUCACGCCUAAGUUUCGUUUCUUGCUAGUGACGUGGGCAUAAAUUUAAGUUUCUUGCUUGGAUUUUUUUUUUCCAGGAACUUCUGGACAGAGAUUUCUUUAACCCUUAAUUGACUGCUGUGUGCAUCUCUUGCUAGUGACGUGGGCACUGAUUAAUUUGGUUGUGACAAUACCUAGUUAGAGACUGAAGUAAAUGAUUGAAAUAUUGAAUGUGAGUGUGCCAUUCUAAGAAAUGAAGGCUACUGACAGAUGUGAAACCAACCCCCACCCCACCCAGCUCUUUACCGGAAGAGGGAGCGCUUAGUUCGAGCCGACUCCCCAGUGUCUGUAUAGAUCAGGCACCUCAGUAGGGCUUUUUGGCAUUUUUAUCUAACAGCUGCUUCAAUCACUUUGACAAACAGUGGCCAGAAAAGUAGCUGGAAAGUUAGAAAAUGUAGAUAAUUCAGACUAAUUGUAAAUAACAAAUUGGUGGUAAUAGGUUUUAAAAAUUGAUGAAGCAUGAAAACUUGGAGAACAAAUAGGAGAAUUACAUACUUAAUGAUCUCUGAAGGCUGAAUAUCAGGAUCCCAUUUCUUUUAUACUUACACUGGAGAUUUUAUAGUAAGAAAGGUUAUACAUUGUUCUAGAGGAGCACACUUCCAGAACCAAGGCUGUUAGAAAUGAACUGCAGCUCACUGGGAGAAACAGCAGAGAAUGGCCUUAUCAGGGUGCAGUGAAAUCUGUGUUUCAGCACUCAGCACAUGGUACAUUUGUGCGCUGCUACUUGUCUCCAGGGAAUGCUGUUGCAUAUGUGCUCUGGCAUGCAGCAAAUUCCCCUGGGUGAGGUAGGGGAGACUAGGGCCAGUAUCUAGGCUAGAGUCCUGGGGGCCUCCUGGGGUUGCAGUAGCAGUGAUUAGGAGCCUGGCUGGCAGCUGGAUUGGAGUUCUGGCCAGCCAGGUUCUGGUUUUCGGCGCAUGUUGCAGCCAAAUGUGGUGUGCUGCUUUUUUUUGCUGCAAUUUUUUUUUUAAUACUGAAAUCCCCCAUUGUCCAAAAAAUGAUCCACUGCUAAUUAGUAGCAUGGCAAACAUAUGCAUGUGGUGUGUGUGCAGUUUGUGGCGCCGCAAACUACACAUGCAUGCUUGUGGGGAUAUGGCCUUUGAGUCCAUGUUAAAUAUGACCUGAGUUUCCCAAGUGGAGAACACCAGAGCUCCUACUAAAGUUAAUCAGCAAUUUACCUGCUGUUUCAGGCCUUAGUAGUUACUCAGAUACCUUUAUGCUCUAAACUUUCAAGUCUCAAAUUUGCACACAGUUUUGUAAUUAUUCACUAUAUUAGUAAGAUGCAAGUGGGUGUGGACAAUGAGACUACUGCAGGAAUAAAAGUGCAGAGGAAAACAGUGACAAAGUGAGUGACAGACACAUUUUGGAAUCAAUCAACAAUAUAAGUGGGGAGCUGAUUUAUUCUAGUCAGUCCAAGAAGAAGUGUGCUACUUGCAGUUAGGGGCAAAACAACUAAAUGCUAAUAUUUCUUAUACAAAAGGAAACCUUGUUUGAAAAAUAAAUACAUAAGACUGUGUCAAAGCAGAAAUUAUUCUGCACUACAUAAAGAGUAAGGCUGUUCAUCUGCUAUUAUUUAGAGCAGCUUUUUAUUUCUAGAACUGACAAAAUGUAGCAAGAGGCUCCCAGGGAAAGAUGCAAGGCUACAUGCUUGCCACCGCACUGCUGCUGCCACACCCUGCGCCCCUUGCCCACAAAACCUUGCAGGUGGCCGUGGGAUGGUAACGCAGAGUGCAGUGGCAGAGUUGCAGUGGCGGCCUCUGUGUGCACGGCCCUUGGUGUAAUAGCAGAACCGUGCUGAUUGAUAACUGAGGAUCAGGAUCAUGGUUUCAAAGACUCAGGAAGUAGCUGACUUUUUUUUUUUUAAUUUUGCAACGGCAAUUGAAUGGAAGCUGACAAUGUUCUAAAGAGAAUAGGGCAGCCACAGGCAGAAGUAGAAAGUAUUAGAAUCCACAGGUUUUUAAAAGAUGUAAAAUAAGAAUAAGAACUUGAGGUGGAAAUUUUACAGUAGUUGGUAGCAAUACAAAUGACUUGACAGUAAAAGUAAGUUAGUCUUCUCAGGGAAGAGUACCAAUAAAAUAGAUCAUACAAGACAGUGGCUGAGUUUUUUUUGCUAAAGACCCUGAUGAAUUGGUUAACUCUUGAGGGAGUAUUGUAGAGGAAAUCAAUACUGGUAUUGGAGGUUGGACUUGGUUAUUACAGUUUUAUAUUGUGCUAGGUACUCCAAACCUGAUGACCAGGGAUCCUGGUUUUCUCUGAUUAAAAACCCAAAAUCUGUGAUAAAAAUUAAAGAUCCCCGCCCCCCUCCCCAGUGCUGCUGGUGCCCCGCA